This is a messenger RNA of Penicillium malachiteum, 1407 nucleotides long. RefSeq lists its product as uncharacterized. The transcript is spliced from 7 exons. The record is from RefSeq and is a predicted model, not a curated record. Lineage: Eukaryota; Fungi; Ascomycota; Eurotiomycetes; Eurotiales; Aspergillaceae. The coding region runs from base 1 to 1407 and encodes 468 amino acids.
AUGGAUUCCUCUAACGACAGCAGCAUACCAAGCACCCCAUCCCCCAUCAUGAGCUUGAAGGAAUUAGGGGAAGUACUUACUGAACCUCCUUCCCAAGUCUCGUCGUUCGUCGCGCAAGUUCCAUCCUCAACCGUUCCCUCCUCGCCGCACGGAGGUUAUGCGGCGACUCUCAUUGGAGGACGUCGUAUGACGGAGGAUGUUGAUGUCAUCGUGGGAAAGAAAUGCUUCGAAACUUUGCUGAGGCUUCCUGGAUUCUCAAAAUCAACAGACAAUCGCUUAAUCUUUCACGCAGGAAGGCAUGCCGUACUAAUUGGUCUCAUGUAUGAGCAAGACUCGAGAUAUCCUCUUCCUAAGUCCAACUGCUCUCGGCGAUUGAAGAUUCAAUUGCACGAUCACCCUGACCGAAAGAUACACCAUUCAAUUGAAAUUUUGCAUCCGUCAGCCCUCCUUCUAAGGAAACUCAUUCCUUGGCAUGAGGCAUUCUAUGCCACUCGGGCGCAUGCCAGGUUGCGGGCCAUGACCGAUUUGGAGGAUAUUGAAACAAUCCUGAUAUGGCUCGUCAGAAGGAACCAGACAAUUGACCUCAACUACCCGCCAAGGCAUUCUGACUGGUUUCGGCGGAUCUUGGGGGAUCUCUACGUGGAGCUUGUAUCCGAUGCUAGGUUGAUGAUGUACACCAACACUAACACCCUGUACUAUCUACCAUCACCUACUAUGCCAGGACAGAGAAACCCGACUGAAUUCAACGCUCUUGACGCUGCUGCAACGGCAGUAUCACCCCUUUUGCGGGAGGCUCAUAUGCCAUAUGUCUUCCAAGGAGCAUACGCUAUCACCUUGAUCGGCGGAGAUCGCCUAACAGAGUGUAUUGAUGUGAUCGUGAAACAUGAUUGUUUCAACCUCCUCCUGAAACACCCAGAUUUUCGAGUAUCAACGAACAACCGCUUGAUAUUCAGAUACGGCCAAACAAACAUAUUGAUCAACAUCGAAACUGAUAAGGAUACAAUCGACGACUAUCGGCCCUGUGCCAACACAACGAAAAGAUUGAGGAUAGGAGUAAGAGCUCAUCCUCACCGCAGGGUCGGUACAAUGAUUGAUAUUGUAGACCCAAAGAUUCUGCUUCUCAAAAAGCUUCUUGCCUGGCAUAAGAUCUGCAUUAAAAACCGGGAAGGCGCUGAUUUGCCACUCGAUGGAGAUUUCGAAGACAUUCAGACAAUUUUGACUUGGUUGAAGGAACGAGAUGAGCGGAUUGAUGACCGCUAUUUUAGGUUCCCCAACACUGAUACCGAAGAUGAAUUUGUUUUCAGUUUGGGUGAUCUUUAUGUUGCAAAGAGACAAGUACGGCCUAAUCUGGCCGCAAUUCUGUCCUCGCAUCUAAUGAGAUUAGCUCUUGAAAGGGUCGAUGCAUGA